UUUUCCACCAUGUUGCCAAACAGGCCCUAUAUUUAGUACAGGAAUGUACAGAGAGGCCGGUCGGCCGGCCGGCCAACCGGCCGGCCGGCCUACUGGCCUGCCUGCCUGCGUGUCUGCCUGCGUGUCUGCCUGCCCAUCCGCCCGCCAGAGCCAAAACAAGCAGCACGUAGCAAGAGACGGACAGUCACGCGGCAUCAACACGAGAGAGGAAAGCAGGGGAAAAUACAAGCAAAUGUCAAGGCGUCACUUUUGCUCGCUGCAAAUGCGUUGAAGGAGCCUCCACAAGUACGAGCAAGAAGGAUGGAGCGAGCAACAACGGAGGCGUUCCACUACAAAGACAAAGAGCAGUCGUCCAAAGUGCUCCGACAGCUGAACGGCCUGAGACGCGAGAGGUUGCUGACCGACGUGUGGCUGUGUUGUGGCGACGCAGAGAUCCCUUGCCACCGCAACGUGCUGGUCUCCAGCAGCCCCUACUUCCGAGCCAUGUUCUGCGGCAACUUUGCCGAAAGGCAGCAGAGCAGGAUCCACCUGCGCGGCCUGUCGCCGGCCAUCUUGAACGCCGCCGUGGACUACGUUUACACCGGCCGGGCCGCCAUCAGCGAGGAGAACGUGCUGGCUCUCGCGCAGGCCGCGUCCAUGCUGCACUUGGCGGCUCUUUUGGAGGCCUGCUCCGCCUUCCUUCAGGAGGGGCUGAGCCCCGACAACUGCUUGAGCAUGAUGAGGCUCUCGGAGAUGAUCGGCUGUCAGAGUCUGGGAGAAAAGGCAAAGGAGGUGGCCGCAAAGAGCUUCUGCCGCGUGUCUCGUUCCCAGGAUCUGCGCGAGCUGUCUUUGGCCGAGCUGCUGGGCUACCUGGAGGACGACGGCCUGCGCGCAGAGGAGGAACAGGUCUUUGAGACGCUACUUGCUUGGAUCCACCACGAGCCUUUAUCCAGGCGCACGGCCGUCGGCGAGCUUUUUAAGAAAGUGCGCCUUGGCCACGUCCACCCCACCUACCUGUUCCAGUUCAUGGCCAGCGAGCCGCUGAUCCGCUCCUCCGCCCUCUGCGUGGAGCUCAUUGAAUCGGUGCGACGCCUCAUGUUUUGUGUCAGCGACAAAUAUUUGGAGGAGCUCCAGCCUCGCCGCCGCACCUACACGGACAAUCUGCUGGUGGUUGGAGGGAGGAAGAACAAUGAGCAAAGCUCAAGAGAAGCUCUGAUGUAUGAUGAGAAGUGGCAGGAAUGGAAGCAUUUGGCCAAACUUCCCAUCAGACUGUACAAAGCUUCCUACGUGGCCCUUCACGCUGUGGCGUACGUCAUCGGAGGCCUGAGCACCGAGGCCAAAUACUGUCGAGUGCGCUCCAGCGUCUACGCCCUCUCGCUUAAGACCAAUGAGUGGCGGGCGGCGCCGCCCAUGCUCCAGCCUCGCUUUAGCCACCAGAGUGUCUCCUACCUGCACUUCAUCUUGGUUCUGGGGGGACUGGGAUCCGAUAGACGGCUCACGGACAGCGUGGAAAGGUACAACAGCAUGUUCAACCAAUGGGAGUCUAUGGCCCCCAUGCCCGAGCCUGUGCUGCACCCUGCCGUGGCCGCCACCAAGCAGAGAAUCUACAUGUUUGGAGGGGAAGAUGCCAUGCAGAAUCCCGUCCGACUCAUUCAGGUGUAUCACAUUGCCAGGAACUUGUGGUGCAAGAUGGAGAACAGAACGGUGAAGAAUGUGUCCGCUCCAGCUGUUGUGAUGGAUGAAAAAAUCUACAUUGUCGGAGGAUACACCAGGAGGAUGCUGGCGUACGACACCAAGGCCAACUGCUUGGUCAAGUGCGCCAACCUGAAGGAGAGGAGGAUGCACCAUUCGGCUACGCUGCUCCAUAACAAAGUGUACGUCACGGGCGGACGCUACAUCAACAGCCGGGACGUUGUGGAGGAUUCGGACAAUUUGGAGUGCUACGACCCAAAGACGGACGCUUGGACGGUCAAAGGGACUCUGCCGUACAAACUCUUUGACCACGGCUCUCUUACGGUGGCAAGCGUGCUUCACGGACCCACCGACUCCUAGCUGAGAGAGCCAUUGACAACACAAGGAGAUUUUUUAAAAAUGCUAGGACCAUUUGUUUUGGAGUAGGUCCAUUUUCUGAUGUACAGUACAUUAAAGAAACAAUUGCACCUUGA
Syngnathus typhle (broad-nosed pipefish) is the source of this 2144-nucleotide messenger RNA. RefSeq names its product kelch-like protein 38. The transcript has 5 exons. Lineage: Eukaryota; Metazoa; Chordata; Actinopteri; Syngnathiformes; Syngnathidae. The record is from RefSeq and is a predicted model, not a curated record. Gene Ontology annotation, molecular function: protein binding. Bases 301 to 2031 code for a protein of 576 amino acids.